This is a messenger RNA of Oikopleura dioica, 738 nucleotides long. The record is from the annotation of a GenBank genome assembly. Lineage: Eukaryota; Metazoa; Chordata; Appendicularia; Copelata; Oikopleuridae.
AUGGCUGAAGAAACCAAGGCCGAAUACGUCGCCCGAGCCAAGCUCUCCGAGCAGGCUGAGCGAUAUGACGAUAUGGCCGAAUCCAUGCGAAAGGUUACGGAAUCCGGAAUCGAAUUGGUCAAUGAGGAACGAAACCUGCUCUCGGUCGCCUACAAGAACGUCGUUGGUGCUCGCCGAUCAAGCUGGCGAAUCAUCAGCUCCAUCGAGCAGAAGUGCGAGCAUGGCGAGAAGAAACUCGCCAUCGCUCAAGAAUACCGACAGAAGGUCGAGAUCGAGCUCCGCGACAUCUGCAAGGUCGUGCUCAAUCUUUUGGACACCCACCUUAUCCCCAAGUCUUCUACCGGCGAGUCGAAGGUCUUCUAUCUCAAGAUGAAGGGAGAUUACUACCGGUACUUGGCCGAAGUUGCCAGCGGUGAUGACCGAAAGGCGAUCAUGCAGAGCUCCCAGGAAGCUUACAAGGCCGCCUUCGACGUCGCACAGUCUGACAUGCCUCCCACUCAUCCUAUCCGACUCGGUCUUGCUCUUAACUACUCCGUUUUCUACUACGAAAUUUUGAACGACCCCGAGAACGCCUGCACACUCGCCAAGACCGCAUUCGAUGAUGCCAUCGCCGAGCUCGACUCCCUCUCCGAAGAAAGCUAUAAAGAUUCGACCUUGAUCAUGCAGCUCCUCCGAGACAACCUGACCUUGUGGACCUCGGACAACGCCGACCCAGAAGAUGGCGAGGACCACGCCUAA